Messenger RNA from Rhinolophus ferrumequinum (greater horseshoe bat), 1821 nucleotides. RefSeq names its product gasdermin A (gene GSDMA). NCBI's taxonomy places the organism in Eukaryota, Metazoa, Chordata, Mammalia, Chiroptera, Rhinolophidae. Gene Ontology annotation, molecular function: phosphatidylinositol-4,5-bisphosphate binding; phosphatidylserine binding; phosphatidylinositol-4-phosphate binding. The transcript has 12 exons. Bases 158 to 1498 code for a protein of 446 amino acids. Gene Ontology annotation, biological process: defense response to bacterium; pyroptotic inflammatory response. The record is from RefSeq and is a predicted model, not a curated record.
CUAGAAGCCUACCUACAUCCUUGCCUCCACAGAGGCAUAAAGCGGCAGCCUGUCCUGGUAGGAGACAGUCACCCUCUCAACCCACACACCGAGUGAGCCCUGGACCCUCACCCCAGACAGAGCUGCAGGACAGGACCUAGCACCGCUCCCUGUGACAAUGACCAUGUUUGAAAAUGUCACCCGGACUCUGACUAAACAGCUAAACCCUCGAGGGGACCUGACACCCCUGGAGAGCCUCAUAGACUUCAAGCGCUUCCACCCCUUCUGCCUGGUGCUGAGGAAAAGGAAGAGCACGCUCUUCUGGGGUGCCCGGUACGUGCGCACAGACUACACCCUCCUGGAUGUGCUCGAACCCGGCAGCUCACCUUCAGAUCUGACAGACUCUGGGAAAUUUGCUUUUAAGAACAUGCUGGAUGCCCGAGUGGAGGGACAGGUGGAUGUGCCAAGGACAGUCAAGGUGACGGGGACCGCAGGGCUGUCUCGGAACAGCACCAUAGAGGUCCAGACGCUUAGUGUGGCUCCCAAGGCCCUGGAGACCUUGCACCGGGAGCGGAAGCUGGCAGCAGAGCAUCCAUUCCUGAAGGAGAUGCAUGAUCGAGGAGAGAACCUAUAUGUGGUGAUGGAGGUGGUGGAGACUGUGCACGAGGUCACUCUGGAGAGAGCCGGCAAGGCAGAGGGUGGCUUCUCCCUCCCGUUCUUUGCACCGUUGGGGCUACAGGGAUCCAUAAACCACAAGGAGGCUAUCACCAUCCCGAAGGGCUGCAUCCUGGCCUUUCGAGUGAGACAGCUGAUGGUCAAGGGCAAAAAUGAGUGGGAAAUUCCAUAUAUCUACAAUGACAACAUGCAAACCUUCCCUCCCGGAGAAAAGCCAGAAGAGGAGAAGUUCAUCUUUAUGAAGACAUCGGGUAUUGGGGAGGUGCACAAUGACUUCACGACACUGAAAGAAGAGAUUCAAAGAGAGACCCAAGAAGUGGAGAAGCUGAGCCGUGUGGGGAAAAGCUCCCUGCUCACCUCCCUCAGCAAACUCCUAGGGAAGAAAAAGGAGCUAGAAGACCUGGAGCUCACGCUCGAAGGGGCUCUAGACAAAGGACAUGAAGUGACACUGGAGGCACUCCCCAAAGAUGUCCUAUUAUCAAAGGAAGCUAUGGGUGCCAUUCUCUAUUUCCUUGGAGCCCUGACAGAGUUAAAUGAAGCCCAACAGAAGCUGCUGGUAAAAUCCAUGGAGAAAAAGAUCCUACCUGUGCAACUAAAGCUUGUGGAGAGCACAAUGGAACAGAAUUUUCUACAGGAUAAAGAGGGUGUUUUCCCCCUGCAACCUGACCUGCUCUCCUCUCUUGGGGAAGAGGACCUGAUCCUCACUGAGGCCCUCGUAGGGCUGAGUGGCUUGGAAGUGCAGAGAUCAGGCCCCCAGUACAUGUGGGACCCAGACACCCUUCCCCACCUCUGUGCCCUUUAUGCUGGCCUCUCCUUCCUGCAGUUGCUGACCAAGGAUUCCUAACUUGCCUUUUCCAUCUGCCUCCUGCUUCCCUAAUAACUUCCCUACCUCAUUAUGCUGUGUCCUUAACAUCCCAGGGCAUUUCAGAGCUACCAGGCUGAGGAUGAUGGAAAUCCUAGCUGAUCCGCCAAGAUAACCAAUUUCUACUUGUGCCUCUGUAUCUCCCGCCACCCCCUAAGCCUAUAUGCUGAUGCUUCAAUCCUCUGAAAGUAGAAACACUCAAACUUUUAAAACUAUGAAGCAUUUCAACAAAACCAAAAUCAAUUACUUUCCUGUCCCAAUACCUCCUGUUCAUGCUUCCAAAAAUCAAGCUUUACUGGAAUUAA